AUGAAAGACGAAAUCGCUGUCAUCUACCCAAACGAGACCGUUUCCACGGCCGUAUUGAAGUACUGCAGGGAGAGGUCGCUUCCUCUUCCCCCUCAUAUCGAACGUCACGCCGAACUCACCGAGAAAGAGCUCGGUGACAAGUCCGAGAUGAUGGUAUCUCGGCUCCAAGCCCAAUACUUGCUUUGGACUGCUCGAAGCCUUGGGGCCAAGAAAGUUCUUGAAGUUGGCUGUUUCACUGGAUUCAGCGCUUUGGCUCUUGCUGAGGCACUAAAGGGAAUCGAAGGUGCAAAGGUCAAUAUCCUGGUUCCUUGA
This is a messenger RNA of Orbilia oligospora ATCC 24927, 312 nucleotides long. RefSeq lists its product as uncharacterized. NCBI's taxonomy places the organism in Eukaryota, Fungi, Ascomycota, Orbiliomycetes, Orbiliales, Orbiliaceae. The record is from RefSeq and is a predicted model, not a curated record. The transcript is spliced from 2 exons. Bases 1 to 312 code for a protein of 103 amino acids. Gene Ontology annotation, molecular function: O-methyltransferase activity.